Messenger RNA from Microdochium trichocladiopsis, 2229 nucleotides. RefSeq names its product glycosyltransferase family 39 protein. Lineage: Eukaryota; Fungi; Ascomycota; Sordariomycetes; Xylariales; Microdochiaceae. The record is from RefSeq and is a predicted model, not a curated record. Gene Ontology annotation, molecular function: dolichyl-phosphate-mannose-protein mannosyltransferase activity. The transcript has 3 exons. Bases 1 to 2229 code for a protein of 742 amino acids. Gene Ontology annotation, cellular component: membrane; endoplasmic reticulum. Gene Ontology annotation, biological process: protein O-linked glycosylation via mannose.
AUGGCCGAGCAAAAGGUCGCCGUUGCCUCUGGCGCGGACGCGGCCAACGACGCCCUUCGUCGUCGCAACGUUCCUCAGGACAACGUCGCGAUCGUGCAGCAGACUCAGCCCGAGGAGAAGAAGCUUCACGGCAAGAAGAAGCCUAGUUUCCUCGAAACCCUCGAGGAGUGGGAGCCCAUCAUCGCCCCCAUCAUAUUCACCGCCCUCGCCUUCUUCACUCGAUUGUACAAGAUUGGCCUCAGCCCCAUUGUCACUUGGGAUGAGGCCCAUUUCGGCAAGUUCGGCUCGCAUUACAUCAAGCGCGACUUCUUCUUCGAUGUCCACCCUCCGCUCGGCAAAAUCCUCGUUGGCCUGUCUGGUGUCAUGGCAGGAUACAACGGCACUUUCGAGUUCAAGUCUGGCGAGAAAUAUCCCGAGGAGCUCAACUACACGUUCAUGCGUGCGUUCAACGCUUUCUGGGGCAUCCUGUGCAUCCCUCUUGCGUACUACACCGCUCGUGAGCUUAAGCUCAAGCGCCCUGCGGUAUGGCUAGUCACUCUCAUGGUUCUCUGCGAGAACUCAUACACGACAAUCAGCCGUUUCAUCCUGCUCGACUCCAUGCUUCUCUUCGGAACCGUCGCCACUGUCUUCUGCUGGGCCAAGUUUCACAACCAGCAAAAGAACUCGUUUGAGCCUGAGUGGUUCAUCUGGCUGUUCCUGACGGGCCUCAGCUUGGGUUUCGUCUGCAGCAUCAAGCUCGUCGGUCUUUUUGUUACGGCUCUCGUCGGCAUCUACACCAUUGAGGAUCUGUGGACCAAGUUCGGUAACACCAAGAUGCCGCCCACUGUCCUUGGUGCUCACUUCCUUGCCCGCGUUGUCGGCCUGAUCGUCAUCCCGCUGCUUGUCUAUCUGUUCUCGUUUGCCCUGCACUUUGCCAUUCUCACCAAGAGUGGUCCCGGUGAUGCCCAGAUGAGCUCUCUGUUCCAGGCCAACCUGGAAGGAACUGAGAUUGGCCGCAACUCCCCCCUGGAGAUCGCCAUUGGCUCAAAGGUGACAAUCAAGAACAUGGGCUAUGGUGGUGGUCUCCUCCACAGCCAUGUCCAGACUUACCCGGACGGAUCUCAGCAGCAGCAGGUCACUUGCUACCACCACAAGGACACCAACAACGAGUGGUGGUUCUACCCCAACCGCCGCGAGGCUGACUACAACCCUGAUGAGGAUGCCGAGCCCCGCUUCGUCAAGAACGGCGACGUUGUCCGCCUGAUCCAUGCCCAGACCGGCCGUAAUCUGCACUCUCACGAUAUUGCUGCUCCCGUCACCAAGAGCAUGAAGGAAGUUUCUUGCUACGGUAACCUGACUGUUGGUGACGAAAAGGACCACUGGCAAGUUGAGAUUGUCAAGGAUGUUUCUCGAGACAGGUCCCAGCUGCGCACUCUCACCAGCUCUUUCCGUCUUAAGCAUCCCUCGAUGGGGUGCUACCUGCGGGCGGGCAACACCAACCUUCCCCAGUGGGGUUUCAAGCAGAUUGAGGUCACUUGUGACAAGAAGAAUAACCCCAAGGACACGUUUACCCACUGGAACAUCGAGGCACACACCAACGACAAGCUGCCUCCGGGAGACCCUGGCAAGUACAAGUCGCCGUUCCUCCACGACUUCAUCCACCUCAACGUCGCCAUGAUGACCUCGAACAAUGCCCUUGUCCCAGACCCCGACAAGCAGGAUGACUUGGCUUCUAAGUGGUGGCAAUGGCCUAUCCUCCACGUCGGUCUUCGCAUGUGCGGCUGGAACGACGAUAUUGUCAAGUACUUUCUUCUCGGCAACCCUUUCACGUACUGGGUCUCCACCGCGUCGCUCGGCGUUGUCGGUCUUGUCGCUGCUUGGUACAUCCUGCGCUGGCAGCGCGGGUUCAAGGAUCUGUCGCAAGGCGAUAUUGACCUGAUCCACUACGCUGGUAUCUACCCGGUCAUGGGUUGGUUCCUUCACUACCUGCCGUUCGUCAUCAUGGCUCGCGUUACAUAUGUCCACCAUUACUAUCCGGCCCUCUACUUUGCCAUCCUGGCCCUCGGUUUCCUGGUCGACUUUUUCCUCAGGAACCAGAAGCAGGUCAUCCAGUACACCAUCUAUGGCAUCCUGUACACCAUCAUUAUCGGCCUGUACAUCUACUUCAUCCCCAUUUGCUGGGGCAUGACCGGUCCCAACAAGCAGUACAGCUACAUGAAGUGGUUCAGCACCUGGCGCGUGUCGGACUAA